Molecule: messenger RNA, 1715 nt
Organism: Harmonia axyridis
Lineage: Eukaryota; Metazoa; Arthropoda; Insecta; Coleoptera; Coccinellidae
Product: glycine-rich cell wall structural protein 1.0-like
Exons: 6
Coding region: 171-1187 (338 amino acids)
Source: RefSeq, a predicted model, not a curated record
AUCACUGAAUCGCAUGCUCCCUGCUCGGGCACAGAAAAACCACAGCGUCACUUUAUUUAACGACAGGAAAGGUUUUUCUCUUCAUCCAUCUUUAUUCGAACGUAAAUUUGUGUUUUGUGAUCGUUCGCCUGUUUUUUGAUAUUCGUAUUUAAUCUCAAUAUAGUUUUAAAAUGUCGGAAGAAGUAUCUACUGAACAAAUACCCUCCAAUGCCGGUGGACCACAAGGACCUAAACCAGGUGGCCCCCCUGGUGGUAGAGGUGGUGGCUUCAGAGGCCGAGGUGGCUUUGGUGGUGGAAGAGGAGGACCUAGAGGCGCCCCUGGACGUGGUGGAUACAUGAGAGGACGUGGAGCACCUGGUGGACCUCGUGGAGGUGGCAUGAUGAGGGGUGUUGGCGGCCGAGGUGGCGGUGGUUUCAGAGGACGUGGUGGUCCUGGAGGUGGACGAUAUCCCCCUGGAGGUCCAGGAGCUGGCCCUGAAGGCGGACCAGGAGGUGAUAACAAUGGCCAAGGAUAUGGGGGUAUGAGAGGAGGCCCACGAGGUGGUGGAGGUUUCCGUGGUCGUGGUGGACCAAGUGGUGGUAGAGGUGGUCCAGGUGGUGGACGUGGAGGACCUGGAGGUCCACGUGGUGGUCCAGGUGGAUUCCGAGGAAACAGAGGUGGCCCUGGUGUUGGCCGAGGAGGUCCUGGUGGCCCAAGAGGAGGUGGCGGAAGAGGUGGCAUGGGUAUGGUAGACAAGAGAGGACCCCCACAAAGUGGUAUGGGAGGUGGUGGCCCAGCAAAGAGACCUAGAUAUGACAAUGGUCAAACUCAAAAUGGAGCUGGAGGUGGAUACCAACAGGGAUAUCAAGCCCAACAAAGUGGGGGAUACGGUAGCCAACAAAGUGGCUACCAACAACAGUCAUAUCAACAACCACAAUACGGAAAUAACCAACAGAGUGGCUACGGCACGACAAGUGGAUAUGGUGCACAAAAUUCAUAUGACCAAUCUGGUUACGCAACUGCAUCUUAUCAACAAAGUAAUCCCACAGGUUACAGUCAAGAUAAUUCUGGUUACGCUACGGGAGGCUAUGGCACUGCCCAAGUAGCAGAUUACGGACAGACAGGUGGAUACAACACAGGAGGUUACAACAGUCAGCAGGGUUAUGACGAUAGAAGUCAGGGUUAUGCUUCCACAGGCUAUGGUUGAACCCGAUCCAAUCUUUGAAGACCUGCAUCUUCAAUGGAAAACAGGGAGUAUUAACUAAUUUUUUCUUUCAGGUCAAGUAGGUUGUGAUAAACAGAAAACAAUUUUCAAUUGGAAAAAUAUCAAAUCGUUAGAGGAAUGGAAAUUAGAAAAUAUUUUCCUCGCUACAAGCAAAGCAAAUGGAUAAACAUAAAAUAGCAAUAUUAUCUGAUAACUUCAGUUCAAUUUUUUCUGUUAUUAGUGUGAUGGUUUUUUUUUAUCAAAAAAAGAAAUACUCAAGAUGGUGUUAAUGAUACCAAAAUCUUCAGCUUGAGCUUAAAAUUUAAGCUGUAGAAAUAUAUUACCAAAGCACAAUAGCUUUUUUUGGAAAAUGAUAUUUCAUCCUAUAAUUUCCAGAGUUCAUGGUUUUUAUAAUUUUUUUCAGAUUUCUUGAACAUUUCUUGUACAAAUAGAAGUUUAGAUAUUUUCAGGACUAAGAUCAAUCACAUCAAGAUACUUUGAAUGUGCCAAAAAAUAUACAGUUCAACUUUU